Messenger RNA from Daphnia magna, 882 nucleotides. RefSeq names its product keratin, type I cytoskeletal 9-like. The record is from RefSeq and is a predicted model, not a curated record. The transcript has a single exon. The coding region runs from base 1 to 882 and encodes 293 amino acids. NCBI's taxonomy places the organism in Eukaryota, Metazoa, Arthropoda, Branchiopoda, Diplostraca, Daphniidae.
AUGGCGACGGUGGAUGACGCAAUGGACGCCGCCGCCGCUGCGGCAGCAGCUGUAGCGGCCACAAAUUCCCGGAUGGACGCCAUGGAGCAAAAUCAAAUCACGAUGACCACCCAGCUGGCCGGCAUCGCUCAGCAGCUCCAGGUGUUGCUCGCUGGCGCCGGGGGCGCUGGUGGAAGUGGUAGCAGUGGUGGCGCUGGUGGUAGCAGCAGCAGCGGUGGCACGGGUGGUACCAGCAGCAGUGGUGGCGCAGGCGGUAGCAGCAGCAGCGGGGGCGGUAGCGGCCUCAGCGGUGGCGUUGGCGGAAGCGGAAGCAGUGGUGGCGUGGGUACUGUUCCACACCCAGCGGCUGUAACCACAUCUCAGCGACGCCGUAUUGAUCCCUCGUGCCUGGACAAAUUGCCUGGCGACGCUUCCCUUUCCCAGCUUCGUUCGUGGACAAAUCGAUGGAAUGAUUUCAGCCAAUUGAACCAGCUCAGCGUGUACCCGGUUAACGAGCAGAUGGCCGCCUUUCGGAUGGUCCUGGACCCAGCAAUGCACCAGGUCGUCGAGGUGGCGCUCGGCAUAUCUCCGACGUCAGUGGUGACCCCGGCCGACGUCCUCGACCAGAUAAAGGAUUAUAUCCGGUCAAAACGCAACAUAGCUCUGGACAGAGUGGCCUUUGAGGAAUGCAAACAAGGUACGACGGAAACCUUUGAUGAAUUUUACAUUCGGCUCAAGAACCUCGCGGAAGCUGCCAACCUCUGUAUCGCGUGCUCGGACGAGAGAAUGGCAACGCGCAUAAUGGCAGGUAUCCAGGACACUGAAACAAAGCGACGUCUGUUGGCCAUCAGCCCGUUCCCUACGUCCCAGCAGACCAUCAACAUAUGCCGUAGCGAGGAGUAG